Esox lucius (northern pike) is the source of this 3264-nucleotide messenger RNA. It is a transcript of the gene fbxo22, whose product is annotated as F-box protein 22. Bases 586 to 1749 code for a protein of 387 amino acids. Lineage: Eukaryota; Metazoa; Chordata; Actinopteri; Esociformes; Esocidae. The record is from RefSeq and is a predicted model, not a curated record. Gene Ontology annotation, biological process: positive regulation of proteasomal ubiquitin-dependent protein catabolic process; protein polyubiquitination; regulation of skeletal muscle fiber development. Gene Ontology annotation, molecular function: protein binding. The transcript is spliced from 7 exons.
AAAAAAGUUGCACAGUCCCAAAGCCAGCAUCCGUGAUGGUAGGGGGGUGCAUUAGUGGCAUAUUAGUUGCAUACAUAGCAUGGGUGACUUGCACAUCUGGGAAGGCACCAUUAAUGCUGAACAAUAUAAGCACGUUUUGGAGUUCAUAAGCUUGCCGUCCAGACGAUGUCAUUUUCAGGGAAGGCCUUGCAUAUUUCGGGAAGACAAUGCCAAACCACAUUCUGCACGUCUUACACCAGCAUGUCAUUGGUGCUAAACAAGCCUGCUUGCAUUCCAGACCUGUCACCCUUAUAAAACAUUUGGCGCAUUAUGAAACAAAAAAAACGACACCGAAAAUUUUAGCAGCUGGAAUCCAAUAUCAAUAAUAAUAGCAGAACAAAUAUAAUAUUAUUUGACACACUGGAAAGAAUCACCCAACAAAUAAGAUAAUGUAAGCUAGAUAAAAACGGUGUGAAGUUUCACUUAUCACUAGAUGGCAGUAAUCGUGUAUUUGCUUUCCCCGGAAACUGCUUUAGUUUCGAUAUGCGUUAGAGGUUACAGUUCAAACUCAAGAGUCGGUAGCGAACAACAUAUUGAGAAGGAAAUAUGGAUGAAAACACAGCUUUUCCCGGAGCUUCAGAUGAAAGCAAAGCCGAAUACAUACUUAGCAAUGUAGCAGAAGUCGUGGAGAGAAUCUUAACGUUUGUACCAACCAAAUCCCUGCUCAAAAUGACGUGUGUUUGCAAACUGUGGAGGAACUGUGCACGUAGGGUUCUGAGGGUCCAGCAGAACAUGACGUGGGUGUCUGCCUCUGGCCCGUCCAACUGUGACGGCCAUGCGCUCUGCCCCAAACUGGCUGACGAAGUAGAGAAUAUAUACAUACUGCCCAAAACAGUCUUGGUUAUGGUGGACAGUGAGACCUUCAAUGGACAAGACUGUUGCUACAAACAAAAAAAGGCACGUAAGUCACAUCACGGCCCAGACUCAAUUGAGGAGCUGAAUGGACUGUUCCCUAAGGGAUGUGACAUCAUGGGCGUCGCCACUCCCGGCAUCGUCUUAACUCCCACUGGCUCCCACUCUGGUGCACCCAAGGAGUUCCAAGAAGGAGAGGCUGGCUACGCUAUCAUGUUUCCCAGGAUGGAGGGAGUGGACAUCCGCCCUUUUCACUUCUGCAAGAACACCAUUUCAGAGGCAAAUCUGGUGGAAGCAGGCCUGGUGAACAACACUGAUCUACGGGUGGUGCUGUUGUUUGGCUAUGACGCCUUUAAACCCGGAGCUGCUCGCUUCCUCAACCAGGUGCUAGAGCCACUGGCACGCAGCAAGGUUCUCAUUGCCGGUGGACAUGUGGAGAACGUCUUCUCCCCUAAAAGAAAGUGCUGUGAUCGGGGAUCUUAUGGUGUGGUGGGUCUAACCCUGAGCGGCCCCAAGAUCCAGGGGGCCAGUGUUCUGCUGGAGCAGGAUGUGAGCAGUGCCAAGGCAGCGGAGGCCAUCAUUCAGAGGCUGAAGGCUGCCAACCUCCCAGAGAGGAACACCCUGGGAUUCAUGUUUGCCUGCGUGGGCCGUGGACACAACUACUACAACAACCAGCGCAACGUGGAGGCCGACACCUUCCGCAAGGUCUUCCCUAAUAUCCCUCUCUUUGGUUUCUUUGGAAACGGGGAGAUUGGGUGUGAUCGUAUCGUGAAGGAGGACUAUAACCUGUGUGACAUGGAUUCCGACGGUCUACAGCAUGGAUACACCACUGUCAUGACCCUGGUCCAUCUGGGCUGAGGAGCUCUUUGCGUAUUCACAUUCAAACAAAAUGUAGUUAACUCACUCCUGGCUCGUAUUUGUUAGGCACAAAAACAAAGGAAAACGAGAAGAACCCGUAAGGUUCCAUCCCAGUCACUCCAACAAAUGCCUGGCUUGUUUUACAUUGCUAAAUGUGUAUAAACGGUGUGUCCAUCUGAAUACAACCCUGGCUCCUUAGUUUUGUGAACGCAGGACAAGGGAUGAAGGUUGACAACCACAUUUGGAUUCUGGAGUCUCAUGUCUUAUCUUAUGGUAUUAGUGCAUUAUUAUUAGUACAUUAUUCCCAAUGCUACAUUUGAUCUGCUCCAAUACCGGCAAAUACUUAGUUCAUCUGUAUACAUUGAUCAGUUUGAAACUUUUAUAGGUAAUAUUGUCAAUAAUUUUGAGUUGUAUUACAAGAUCCUGAUAGGAAUCAGUUAUAAUAACUACAGUUCAUAAAUCUCAUUCAAUUAAAAUACAUUGGUCUUUCCAUGUAAUUUAUUCUAAAUUAAACUAACAAAUGUUCUUGACCAAAUUAUUUAUAUCUACCAAAUAAAUAUCAACACUUGUUUCCCAGUCAUUCAUUAUUAUUAAUAUUUAAUAUAAUUGCAUAGAUGAACUGAUCAGGCACUUGACUUCAGGACUACAAGGUUUAAGAAAAAGCUUACCUUUUAAAAUGCCUUUUAGUACUACUGUAUAAAACUGUCUUACAUGCUAUCAUCUAUUUACUCAAAUAGCUUCUGUGGUUUUUGACCGAAUCUUCCUCUCCGGUGUUAAUACUUGUCUUAAUACUAACAUAUCAGAUCGUAUUUCUUGCUUCAUUAGAAAAGAUCGUUUUGAAAUUCACAUUAUUUCAUGGAUUACAAUCUCCAAAAUGUAUAUCUGUCAUUAUAGAAUUCUGAGUUACACAUACCAUGCACAAACGUUAUAUUGUAGUUGGCAUUAUAUACAAUAAUCUGCUUAAUUCUUUACAUUUUCCGUUUAUAAUUCUCAUUCCUUAUCACAGUGUUUUUGUUGUUUAUGAAUGUAUGGACUUCAAGUCUUGUUUGUUUUUUUUGGAAAUGAAUGUGCAAUUUUACAAACGUGUAUGUUUGUUUAAUUGAUUUCUUUCGGUUUGUGUUUAGACUGAAACGCUGUAAGGUACAACUGGAAAGAAUGACGGACUAGCAUUCUGAUGAUUUCUUCCCCCCCAGACGCUGACACUGUGGCAAUGUAAAAUCACUGUUCAUAUUUUUCCUGAAAUGCAUUUCUUGGAUUGUUUUCACCUUUUGGAUAACAAAUGUUUAUUUUUAUUGACAUUCUAAGAACUUACAUUUUUGUCAAUUUCUACAUUUUCAUUAAAAUGUUCAAUAUAUACUGUAAUACGGUUCAGUAUAUAACUUUCACCUACUACACAUUCAUUCUAUAUAGGGUUGAAUAGGGUUAUUGUAGCAUUCUUUACAUUUUCUCUGGUUUUAAUGAGCAAAAUGUUUCAUACAAGCACUUUUGAAUUGUGUGCCAAAUUAUUUCAAGUUC